CCGCAUAUUUGGCUGCCUUUUUUUUCUUUGUAUUCAUUGAUCUAUAUUUCAUUUCCUUUCUCUUUCGAUAUUGACUUUUUUUUAAUAAUGCAGAAGCUUUUCUGGGUUACUUUUUAUUGGAGUUAACUCUUACAUGUUUUCUAUUAUAAAAAUAAAGCUUUUAUUACGUUGAUGGAACAAGCACUAGGCUUUGGCCAAAGUAGUUGAAGUAAAGACUAGGACAAGCCAAGCGUUUAUUGUUACUAGUUAGGACGGUGUCAAAGGCAUCAUCUUUUGCUCCCUCCUUUGUGACGUGUGGGCGUUAUGGAAUAAAGAAUCUUAUACUUAUUUUCUUCCAUUUAAAUUAAAACUCUGUUGCUAUUCUGUUUUAUGAGAUCAGAAUUCAUCAGAUGUUAUUCUGUCUUCUUUUGUAAGUUUGUAGCAGUUUGUUGAAUCAUGCUUCUUCCGUUGAUUUAACUUUGUAAAUUGCGUGAACAAGUCUAAACCUUUACUGCUUUUUAUACGACUGCAAGUUAACUCUCGCGGAAUCGAUCCAUAAGGAAAAGGCUAGUUAAUGGUAAUUUUGAUGUCAACAGAUCUGACGGAAUAAAAUGAAACCUGGUGGGUGGGUCUUCUGAGGCGUGGUGUCCCAGGCCUCAUCCGUGUAUGUGAUUUUGCAGCACUAUCUUCUGUUCCCCUAAUUUUUUUUUCCAUUGUAGCAUCUAAUAGCAGGUCCAGGCACUUCGCAAUGUUCAUCUCAUUUCAAUGACAUAGCUGCAGCUGUAAUUCACUGCUGAUUCUUGUGAUCCAGGCAUGCAUGCUCUGUUAGCGGCUUGACUUGCAGUUGUUAACUUUGACUGUAACUGUCUGGUUAUUUUUGGGUGGGGAGGAAGUGGAAGCAUAUUUUCUCUGCGAUUUCUUUCACUGCUAAGUUGAAUAGGUUCUUAGAUUCUAGUAUUAGUCACAAUGUUUAGUAGAUGGAGCAAUUCACAUCACAACAAGGAGAAUGAUUCUUUGCAGCAAGAAUCCAAGAUCAAGGAGCUUCAAGCUGCAAUCGGACCACUGUCUGGUCGAAGUUUGAAAUAUUGUACUGAUGCCUGCUUGAGGAGAUACUUGGAGGCAAGAAACUGGAAUGCUGAUAAAUCGAAGAAAAUGCUGGAAGAGACCAUAAAAUGGAGAUCCACCUAUAAGCCUGAGGAAAUACGUUGGCACGAAGUUGCAGUGGAAGGCGAGACUGGAAAAGUAUACAGGGCAAGCUUUCAUGACCGACAUGGUAGAACAGUUCUUAUACUGCGACCAGGAAAGCAGAACACCACAUCGUUGGACAAUCAGCUUCGCCAUUUGGUGUAUCUGAUAGAGAAUGCAAUCCUAAACCUUCCAGAGACCCAAGAACAGAUGGCAUGGUUGAUAGACUUUACUGGGUGGACAUUGAGCACAAGCGUGCCCAUCAAGUCGGCUCACGACACUAUUAAUCUAUUACAAAACCACUACCCCGAGAGGUUGGCUAUAGCAUUUCUCUACAAUCCCCCGAGAAUUUUUGAAGCAUUCUGGAAGAUUGUUAAGUACUUCAUGGAUGCAAAAACCUUCCAAAAGGUGAAGUUUGUGUACCCUAAGAAUACAGAGAGCGUGGAGCUGAUGAGAUCGUAUUUUGACGAGGAAAAUCUACCAACUGAAUUCGGAGGAAAGGCUGUAUUGGAGUACAACCAUGAAGAAUUCUCGAAACAGAUGAGCCAGGAUGAUAUCAAGUCUGCCAAUUUGUGGGGAUUUGAUGAUAAACUCCAAUGUAUCGGCAACAGGCACUCUGGAUCCGACGUUGCUCCAGAGCCAGUCUGCCUUGCACCAUCAGCCAGUUGAUCUACCUGCCUUAUGCCAGUUAUGUAGGAAUAAAAUUCAUAUAUACAUAUGUAUAUUGUCUAUGCGACUGAAAAGUGAGCAGCAGGUAGGAAGCAGUGAAAUGUCCUUUUUGACUAACAAGGGCUACCCCUGCAAGUGAUGCAUGGGGAUUAUUUUCUGUCAUUCCCCCGAUGAUGUACGGUACCUGCCACCGCCUUUACCCUCCUAUAUCUAGUAAAGAGAAACAUGCAUGUGAGAUGCCUACAA
Molecule: messenger RNA, 2079 nt
Organism: Gossypium arboreum
Lineage: Eukaryota; Viridiplantae; Streptophyta; Magnoliopsida; Malvales; Malvaceae
Exons: 7
Coding region: 946-1833 (295 amino acids)
Molecular function (GO): phosphatidylinositol transfer activity
Source: RefSeq, a predicted model, not a curated record